Messenger RNA from Oncorhynchus kisutch (coho salmon), 1110 nucleotides. RefSeq names its product transcription factor HES-5-like. Bases 90 to 554 code for a protein of 154 amino acids. The transcript has 2 exons. Gene Ontology annotation, molecular function: protein dimerization activity. NCBI's taxonomy places the organism in Eukaryota, Metazoa, Chordata, Actinopteri, Salmoniformes, Salmonidae. The record is from RefSeq and is a predicted model, not a curated record.
AUGGCCUCCUAUAAAUAGGGGAGUGGGCUCCUCUCUCAGCUCACAAGCUUCUCGCCUUCCUCAGAGAAGCACACUCUCUGUCUAACAGAAUGGCUCCUACCUACACCAGAGACUCUGACAACACCAUGCUCUCUACUAAAGACAAACAUAAACUAAGGAAACCAGUUGUGGAGAAGAUGCGUAGAGACCGCAUCAACACCUGCAUAGAGCAGCUCAAGACCCUGCUGGAGAGGGAGUUCCACAAACAGGAUCCCAAUGCCAAGCUAGAGAAGGCUGACAUCCUGGAGUUGACGGUGGGGUUCCUGAAGCAGCAGCUGCAGCCUCAGCGCCCAGUCCUUCAGAGGGCCCACAGUGAGGGCUACUCCCAGUGCUGGAGGGAGACACUGCACUUCCUGUCUUCCAGCUCCAUGAAGGACAUGAUGCUCCAUAACCUCCAGAGAGCUGAACAGGACAUCUGUCUCUCCUCUCCACUCUCCUCCCAACACCAAAACCACAGCCAGGGCCCAGUGAAGCAGGCCAUCACAGGCCACAAAUCAGUCUGGAGGCCUUGGUAGAACCACCGCAUAAAGAGACUAUCUCACAAACUGGAUGGAUGUUUACCAUCUUUCUUGCUGUAGGAAAUACAUUUCCAAACGUUAUAUUGAAAUUAUAUUAUUUUCUUGUUAUAUUUGAACGGAAUUCUACUGAGGUGAUUAUUUGUUCUCAGAGAAGAAGCUGAAAACAUAUUUGUAUUAAUUCAUAAUGAAGAAUAUGUUUGAUAUUUUACGCGUAUGUUUAUGUGUGUAUACGUUUUGUACUCACUUGAUGCACCAAUGUGUUCUUUAGUCCUUUCAUUUUCUAUGAAGAUGAUUGGUAAAGGUCAUAUCUUAACGUGUAUGGUUGCUUAGCUAACUCAAAUCUUGCUUUAACUCUAUUAUAUGUACUGUCCUAAUGAAGGACAUUUACAAAUGCUUUGAUAUGUCUUUUGUAAAGGCUUUUUGGGACAUUGUUGUUCCACCAUAGGCACUGUUGUGCUGUGAAAUGUAUUGUUGACACUGUGUGUCUUUCAUUCUCACUUGAUAAAGUGAACAGACACCUAAAAUGGAUUCCAAUAAAUGUUUUGGAAAGUAA